This is a messenger RNA of Trematosphaeria pertusa, 2131 nucleotides long. Its product is annotated as glycoside hydrolase family 5 protein. The transcript has 3 exons. Gene Ontology annotation, cellular component: cell surface; extracellular region. The coding region runs from base 328 to 2043 and encodes 571 amino acids. NCBI's taxonomy places the organism in Eukaryota, Fungi, Ascomycota, Dothideomycetes, Pleosporales, Trematosphaeriaceae. Gene Ontology annotation, biological process: glucan catabolic process. Gene Ontology annotation, molecular function: beta-glucosidase activity. The record is from RefSeq and is a predicted model, not a curated record.
UACCCCAGCUCAUCUUCUCGAACAUUGCUGGUUCUGUCGUUUCGUCCGAUCGCUUGUGUUCCGGUAGCGCACUUUUCAUCCUGCCACUGAUAUUGCGAUGGUGUGUUUUAGCGCGCUAGAAGAAAACGACCUGGCUAUAGGACUUGCUUCAUUUAUAAUGCGGAAGUGUUUAGAAGGGGAGGGGGAAGAGCCUGGGAAAUUGAUCUGGGGUAUGUUCGAGCCGAGGCGGAGCCCAGAUUAGGUGUCCGUGGCGAUGGGAUAUAAAUCCUGGGUUUGCGCUUCUUCCAAGCCGGAGAGAUCGAAGGACAUUCAAGAUAUUGACAAAACAUGGUUGCUGUCUUCUUCAAAUCGGCGCUUGCGGCCGCGCUGCUGCAAGGCGCGCUCGCCGCCAACGGCACAACAUGCACCGGCACCUUCACCCCAAUCUCCGCCUCCGCCUUCGUUGACGCCAUGAACCCCGGCUGGAACGUUGGAAACACACUGGACGCCGUGCAAACAGAAGGCGACUGGAACAAUCCGCCCGUUGUCUCUGAAACCUUCGACGACAUGAAGACCGCGGGCUUCAAAGGGAUCCGCCUUCCCGUCACCUGGGCCUACCACUUCACGUCCCAAUCGCCCGACUGGACCGUCGACCCCGCCUGGCUCCAGCGCGUCUCCGACGUGGUUGAUAUGAUUACCCAGCGCGGGUUCUACGUUAUCGUGAACGUGCACCACGAUUCCUGGGUUUGGGCCGAUAUCACGCAAGCCAGCGCAAACGUUACACAGAUCGAAGAGCGGUUCUACAGGCUGUGGUAUCAGAUUGGCACGAAGUUGGCGUGUAAAGGGAGUAUGGUGGCGUUUGAGCCGAUUAACGAGCCGCCGGGGACGACGGCCGAGCAUGGCGCCGAGCAGAAUAAGCUGAACGACAUUUUCCUCCGGGCGAUCAACGAUGCGGGUGGAUUCAACCCGCAACGCGUUGUUACGCUUGUGGGUAGUGGAGAGGAUGCGGUGAAGACAAGCCAGUGGUUCAAGCGGCCGGAUGCGAAGUUUAAGAAUCCGUGGGCCAUUCAGUAUCACUACUAUUCUCCUUAUGACUUCAUCUUCAGCGCCUGGGGCAAAACAACCUGGGGCUCCGACGCCGACAAAGCCACCCUAGAAGCCGACCUCGCAGCCAUCAGGGGCAACUUCACGGACGUGCCCCUCAUAAUCGGCGAAUGGGACGCAACCUCCGUCCAAAUCGAGACCGCCGCCCGCUGGCGCUACUUCGACUUCUUCGUCCGCACAGCCGCCAAAUAUAACACCGCCACCGUGCUCUGGGACAACGGCGCCGACCACUUCAACCGCGCGACGCACCAAUGGCGCGACCCAACCGUGCUCUCAAUUCUAAUGAACGCCGCUAAGGGCGUCACCAAUUCCCUGCCAGACAGCACGACCGACGGCGCGGCAACCAGCCAGUCCAGCUCCGCAUACGCAUACCACAAGCUCAACACCAGCGUGGCCGACAUCAGCCUGCCCUUCCUCUUCAACGGCAACACCCUGACGUCCAUCACGAACGGGAACAAAGCCCUCGCAAAGGGGACAGACUACGCCGUCAGCAGCGCCAAUAUUACGCUCACCCGCUCUUUCCUAUCGACCAUCAUCACGCCCGCCGCUGGGAUGGGCAGUCUUACAAACCUCACGCUCUCUUUCUCCGCAGGCUCCCCCCUCACACUCAACAUCCUGCAGUACUCCACGCCCGUCCUGGGCGCCACUAGUUCCGCGCUCCCUGCGACCUCGGCCGACCUGCUCAUCCCGAUCACCUGGGCGGGGCAGAACCGUCCUGCUACUGUGAAGGCGACCAAGAGCGACGGGACGAUCCUGAUAGAUGACUGGACGCAGUGGCUGGGCCCGCUGCAGCAGGGUAGGAUGACGUACUCGGGCCAGUGGGAUUGGGACGGUAGCCAUGUUAUUCUGAGGGCGGCGGUACUGGACGCGGUCAGGAGUGCGGGGAAGACGACUACUUUCACUAUAGAGUUCUAUCCGCGGGAGCCUAGCAAUGUGGCGAAUUACACCAUAACGGUGUAGAUGAGGUUAGGAGCUAGGGGCUAGUUAGGGAGUAAGUGCUUUUGUAUAUAGCUCGGUUGGAGGGGGCUUUGUUGACUGUAUAUAACUU